UCUCGAGUUGGAUUCUGUGUGGGCCCCAGUGUCAGCCUCGGUGGUGAGUGGUCGUGUACGAUCCGACGUGGACUCGCGUGGGCCCGGGGCGUCAGGCGCGGGAGCCGUUCGUUUUCCCCGCGGCUUUAUCCACACGAGGAGGGAGAGAAGAGGUGGAGAGGGAGAGGCGAGGUGUAAAGAGGCGGAACAAUGGCGGCGGCGGCGGCGGCGGCGCAGUGGUGCGGCGCGGCUGGGCUAGACAGGUGGGUGGGCCGGUGGCGGUGUACCUUGUCGCCGGCGGCUCUGCCGGUGCCGUCGCGGCGGACGAGGAGGAAGGGCGGGGUCGUCGGCUGCGUGUCCGUUCCAAGGGAGGUCGCCGCGGCCGCGGCGGUGGAGCCGGCGGCGCCGCCGGAGGCUGAGGCCGAGACAGAGGAAGAAGGUGUAGAGUGCGAAGGUUGCAACGGCGCAGGGUGGCUGCUCUGCGACUUCUGCAAGGGGAAGAAGAACAACGUCAAGUCGGAGAGCAGCCGGAUCUACCGCCGCUGCCCGACCUGCAAAGCCGCAGGGUACAUCCUUUGCCCAAGAUGCAGGGUCUACAAAUGCAUCACUUAUCCAGAGAGCAAUGACUCAUGAACAGAAGUGAAACUGAUCGAGCUGGAAAAUCUGGAUGAAGAUCUGAUCCUUUUGAUGAGCAUGCUUGAGUUGAGUGGAUAGACUGCACCGAUGAAUAUAGAACAACCGCACAGCUCUGAAUCUGAUUGUACUGCGCAUUGAAGCAAAAUGACUAUGUACACAAGUGCAUUCUGCAUAGCAACAUAUGCUGUUUAUUGUA
Messenger RNA from Oryza sativa Japonica Group (Japanese rice), 811 nucleotides. RefSeq lists its product as uncharacterized. The record is from RefSeq and is a predicted model, not a curated record. Lineage: Eukaryota; Viridiplantae; Streptophyta; Magnoliopsida; Poales; Poaceae.